Messenger RNA from Arxiozyma heterogenica, 1497 nucleotides. RefSeq names its product Wsc3p (gene WSC3). The transcript has a single exon. Lineage: Eukaryota; Fungi; Ascomycota; Saccharomycetes; Saccharomycetales; Saccharomycetaceae. Bases 1 to 1497 code for a protein of 498 amino acids. The record is from RefSeq and is a predicted model, not a curated record.
AUGCAUUUAAUGACAUUAUUUUUAUUUCAUCUGAUCUGCCUGUGUUCUUUAGUUGUGGCUGACUAUAAAUAUAUUGGUUGUUACAAUCAAGAUGUCAUUCAAGCUUUAGGACUAACGUCAAAAGGUUGGUAUAUGUACCAAUCGGUAAGUUAUUGUCAACAACAAUGUGAUAAUUCUAAUAUCGUAGCUCUACUAAAUGGUGGAGAUUGUUAUUGUGGUAACUCAGUGGAGCAAAUCAAUUCAAUAUUAUCUACUUCCUCUAAUGCAGAGUGUGAUAUUUCAUGUAAUGGAUGGCCCUACCAGAAUUGUGGUGGGGUAUCAGCUAUUGAUCUCUAUAUCAAUACUGCUGUGAAUAUAGAAACAAAUAGUGUUACUGCCACCAAAAGAACCUCCACGUUAUCCUCAACUUCAUCAAGUAGUAUUAUCACACCUACUACUUCUUCUACUUCUACUUCCACAUCUUCUACAUUUUCCUCAUCAACAACCCUUAUAAUAUCUACUAUUAAUAGCCAAACUAAAAAAUCCACGACAAGCCCAUCAACUAGCCUUAUAGCUUCUAGUUCAGUAAGCAUCUUUUCACCAUCAAUAACUUCAAAUAAUAAUAAAAUACAGUCAACCACACAGAGUUUGGAAAAUUCAUUAUCAACUAGUACAUCUAAAUUUACUUCCACGCUAACACCAAGUACAACACAAACAACAUCCUCCGCACAAGUAUCAACACCAGUACUCACAGUUACUAAAACUCUAAGUAAUAGUAAUAUAAUAACCACACAAAAAAUUUCAUACAUAACAUCUAUCCAAUACUCGACAGAUAUAAUCACUCAAUCUGUCAUUUCUCAAAUGGGGAACGUUCAAACAACAAUUUAUGUGACAGCUACUUCUAUCCAACAAAUUACUACAUCUACUAGCACAUUAGGAUUAUCUUCUAUUAAUAAGGGAACUACCCCUUCUCAUCAUAAGCUAAGUGGUGGAUCAAUUGCAGGUAUUGUAGUUGGUGUAGUGUGUGGUGUAUUACUUUUAGUUGGUGUAUUAUUCUUCUUUUUCUGGAGAAGAAGAAAACCAGUUUCUGAUGAAUACACAGAAUAUAAAGAAACUAUUCAACACCAACCAUACUCAUUUGGUGAGACUGAACAGAACGCUACCGUAAUACCUGUAAUUCCAAAUGAUCUAAGUUGGAUGAGCCCUAAGAAUAAACAUAAUUCUGAUUCAUUUAGUGACUCUUCACAAACUGAAUUUAUUACUUCCCCAACAUCUCCACAUUUAGCCAACACUGUAACUAACACAACUUAUAACUUUGAACAACCACAUUACUAUGAUAGAGAUAUAUUUAGUGCCUCUUCACUUCAUAAUGUAAAUGAGGGAAUGUUACAUAUUGUCAAUCCUGACACAGUGAGUCAAUAUAAUGAUUUAAAUAAAAAUCAAACGAAUAUUUCAACACUUGAUCCUGAUUCCACUAAUACAUCAAAUGAACUUGACAAUUUUGAAGAAAAAUCUUAA